Oncorhynchus kisutch (coho salmon) is the source of this 2157-nucleotide messenger RNA. RefSeq names its product zinc finger protein 28-like. Gene Ontology annotation, biological process: regulation of transcription by RNA polymerase II. The record is from RefSeq and is a predicted model, not a curated record. The transcript has 6 exons. The coding region runs from base 268 to 2061 and encodes 597 amino acids. Gene Ontology annotation, cellular component: nucleoplasm. Gene Ontology annotation, molecular function: RNA polymerase II cis-regulatory region sequence-specific DNA binding; DNA-binding transcription repressor activity, RNA polymerase II-specific. Lineage: Eukaryota; Metazoa; Chordata; Actinopteri; Salmoniformes; Salmonidae.
CCUUGAGUUGAAUAGGGUACACGCAAAUAAGAGCGUUUCUGCAUCACCUGUAGAACGGGAUAUCUACAUUUACUGGUUGUAAGCUAGGUCGAAAUAUAUAUAUAGGCAUAAGGUUAUCAGUGUGGUGAAGGUAAAAAAAACAAAUUUUAUGAGAAAUAGAAAUGGGCGGGGGUUAUGCCUUUGUGGCUGUGGUAACAACCAAGUGGAUCCAGUUAACAAUGGGCGAUCAACAGUUUUUAUUUUUGUGUCGACAACUAAAGUUUAGUCAUGGUGUGGUGCUCAGUACCUGGAUGUGCGAACUACAAGCAAGCACAGGCUGCUGGGGUAACGUUUCAUCGGUUACCUGUCAGAGAUAUUACUCGUAGUCGACAGUGGCUGGCGGCAAUAAAGAACGCAGCCUAUGAUGUGAAUACUGCACUGGAUAAAUAUCCAAAUGUCCGUGUUUGUAGCCAGCACUUUCAGCCAGAUGACUUCGAAACGGACCUGAGGUCUCAACUGAUGGGUUUCCCAGGUCGUCGCACGUUGAAAAGUGAAGUUAUUCCAUCAAUUUUCCCCUUCACUUCAAAGAGGAAGGCAUCCGAUCAGCCAACAUCAGAGCAGCAGAAAACAAAUCGAGCUGAGUAUCUGAAGAGUAUUGAAGCUCUCAUCACUCCAGAGGUGGCUCCAAUAUUGCCUGGAAGGAAGAACAAAGGUGUUCUGACUCGUCCCCGUGUCCAGGAUUCUGGAACCAGCAUUGACAUUACACCUGAGAGUGCAGAUGUGUGUGUGAACAGAGUCUGUCUGCUGAAGCUCUUCCUGCUCUGCGAGAGGUGUGGCUGUGACUGUGAUGCCAGGAUCCAGGAUGAACUGGGUUGCUUCUCUGUCGUUCAGAAGUGCCCGUUCUGCACUCACCACAGGAAAUGGAUGAGCCAGCCCUCUUUUGCCCAGGAAAGCUGUGGAUUGAAGGAAGAGGCGAUUGGAGGGACAGGGUCCCAGCCAUGUGAAGACAGAGACCCAGACCUAGAGAACAUUUGCUUGACUAUGGAAAUCACUGAGGAGUUGUGUGAACAUGAUGCUCGGUCCUCGGACGAGGAGAGUGAGGAGGACGAAAAGCCCAAGAAGCGGAAUAAGCAGGAGAGAUCAGAUGAGACCGAGUGGGAGCCGUCUGACGAGGAAGACAUUGUAGUGGACUCUGAUUCUUCUGAGGAUUUGGAAACGGCAGGUUCCUCUGGUCUAACAGAAAAGGCCAACGUUGAUAAUUCUCAGAGCGGAAUAGAGAAAGAAGAGAGACUUGUGGAGUGGUGCACUGACUGUGAAGCCGAGCCUGUACUCGCCUGCACCACACAGCGCCAUAAGAAGCUGUACGCCUGUGGUGUGUGUGUGAGUGCGGUCCAACAAGCUGUUGGAUUUGACCGAUUCUACAUGCAGUUCGAGGACCCGGCCAGCUUCAAGGAACAUGUACGACGUGAACACAACACAAAACCUCAUAGGUUUCUCUGUACAGACUGUGGCAUCUUUCCUCACAAGAAGGACCAUUGGUGUGAGCACAAGAUCAAGAAAUUCCGCUGUGUAGACUGUGGUAAACGCUGUAGGACUGAAACGGGUAUCAAGAUUCACAGGCACCUCCACCACCCUGACCAUGUUUUCCCCUGUAAGUUCUGCCUGCAGCCAUUCAAAACCAGGUCAGACAAACUGACACACGAUGAAAGCCAUCAGGGUGAGAUUUCUCCCUACCAGUGCUCAGAAUGCUCCGAAAAAUUUGAUGACCUAACGGCAAGGAACAUCCACCUACGAACCCACAGCAACCUGAAUAGAAACAUCUGCCACACUUGUUACAAAGAAUUUUCUAACAAAAACCAUCUGGAGAGGCACAUGAUUAUUCACACAAGGCAGAAGCCCCACAUGUGCCAGGUCUGCCAACAGUCCUUCAACCAAGCGAGCCACCUUAAGUCCCACAUGCGCCUCCACUCAGGGGAGAGGCCCUUCAAGUGCCAGCAGUGUGAGAAGUGCUUCAAUCACAAUGUCAGUUUGAAGAACCACAUCCAACGCUAUCAUGGCCCUAAGAAGAGUAUCACAAGCUGAGGGAGAGGAGAGUUACACAGGCUGAGGGAGAGGAGAGUUACACAGGCUGAGGGAGAGGAGAGUUACACAGGCUGAGGGAGAGGAGAGUUACACAGG